This is a messenger RNA of Panonychus citri (citrus red mite), 2254 nucleotides long. It is a transcript of the gene Grasp65, whose product is annotated as Golgi reassembly-stacking protein 2-like. Bases 138 to 1868 code for a protein of 576 amino acids. The record is from RefSeq and is a predicted model, not a curated record. Gene Ontology annotation, biological process: Golgi organization. The transcript is spliced from 3 exons. NCBI's taxonomy places the organism in Eukaryota, Metazoa, Arthropoda, Arachnida, Trombidiformes, Tetranychidae. Gene Ontology annotation, cellular component: Golgi apparatus. Gene Ontology annotation, molecular function: protein binding.
CGGUGACGUGUUGAGAAUUGGAAAUGUUGACAAGUUGCUUUGAUUGUGAUUCGGUUUGAUUAUUGAUCGUUUUGUUUUUCGCAAUUGUGAUUAUCUGUUCAAUUAGUUGAUUUAUCUUUUCGAUUAACUGGUCAACCAUGGGUUUAUCGUCGAGUUCAUUUGAAGUUCCUGGUGGAGGUAAGGAGGGAUAUCAUGUUCUCAAAGUGCAAGAAGGUUCUCCUGGAGCUGUUGCUGGUUUGGAAGCUUAUUUUGAUUUUAUUGUCUCCAUUGGAAAUACUCGUCUGAAUCAAAAUAAUGAAACAUUGAAGGAAAUUCUAAAAGCCAGUGUUAAUCAGACGAUUAAAAUGGCUGUUUAUAAUAGUAAAACUGGUCGUAUUAGGCAAGUUGAUAUUAGGCCAACUAAUGAAUGGAAUGGAACUGGUUUAAUUGGUGUUUCUAUUAAAUUUUGCUCUUUCGAAAAUGCUAAUCAAAAUGUUUGGCAUGUUUUACAAGUUGAACCUAAUUCACCAGCAGAACAGGCUGGUCUACAAUCUAAUUGUGAUUAUAUUAUUGGAGCUGAUUCAACCUUACAAGAUUCGGAAGAUUUAUAUGCAUUAAUUGAAGCGCAUGAUGGUAAACCUUUAAAACUAUUUGUUUACAAUUUAUUGACCGAUAAUGUAAGAGAUGUUAUCAUUACACCAAAUAGUCGAUGGGGAGGUGAGGGUAUGCUUGGUUGUGGAAUUGGUUAUGGUUAUUUACAUCGAAUACCUUACCAGUCUAAUUGUGAUUCAGAAUAUUCUGAUGAAGUACCAUUGAUGCAUGGAAGUGAAGCUCAACAUUCACAACCAAUUCAACCACAAUUUGAUUUAUCUACACAAUCAAAUCAACCUCAAGUUCAACCAUCCAAUUUUCAAGGUCCUAUUCCUCCUCAAUUUGCUUCAACUCAGGAAGUUGCUGUUCAACCUCAACCUCAACCUCAACCCCAAACACAACCACAACCCGAAUCACAAGUACCACCACCAGGAACACCAGCAAGUUCAGUAAUUGUCACCAGAGGCAUUAAUAGUGUUACAGCCUUCCCACCCGCUCCAACGGUCAGUGGCUCUUAUAGUUCACUUGCUUACAGUUCUGGCGGACCUCAGAUAAUAACCACAGGCUCUAGUGUUUCAUCUUACACUUCACCUGGUACGAUAACAACUCCUAUCUCAAUUCCUGGUAUGCCACCAUUGACAGUAAGUGCUCCUUUACCAUCAGAUCUGAAACUUGCCAAUUUAAAUCUAAAUUUUGAUGGACCUCAACAACCCCAACAAUCCAAUAAUCCAUUGAUGAGCGACUUUAUGAACCUAUCAUUAGCCUCUUCAACAGCGUCCACUGAAUCUAAAUCACAAUUGAUUUCAACAUCUUUGGCGAAUCCAAUUGCUAAUCCAACGAUGACUUACUCAUCUCUUCACUCUGCACCUCCAAUGCCUUCAACAGCAUCUUUAUUGGGAAAUUUAAAUUCACCACCUUACAGCCAAGCCGAUCAAACGAAAAUUACAUCUCCUUCGUCAAUUUCAACUAAAUUAACUACCCAACCAACACUUUUCCCUUUACCUAUGAAAACAUCAAAUAUUAAUUUUCCCACACCAACUGAAUCAAAUGAACCUUAUUAUGGUUCAGGAUUUGUUUCUAGUUACAAUCAACCACCGACUUCAACCCAACUAAGUCAAUCAACCAGCUCCAAUGUUUAUAACAAUUACUCAAAUAUCCCACUUUAUCCAUCAACGGUACCACCGCCACCAGUGACUAGCAUUCAACAACAAUCAACUAAUCCAUCAAGUUCAUCUCCUUUGACCACAAUUAAUUUAAACCAACCAAUUGAUAUUGAUCAAUUAGGAAAAGCGCUUUGAAAUGUUACCAACAAACUUAAACAAGAGAGAUGCAAUUUAUUAUACAUUACAAAUCAACGUAAACAAAUUAAUCUAAACAAUUAUUAUAUCAAAAUUUUCUGGUUCAAUGGAUUAAAACACCAUCACAGAAUUAGAUGAUUUUCAUGGUUAAAAGAAAAUAGAUUAACAAUUAUAAUUACUAAAUCAAGAUCUUUUGUCAUGAUGUAUUUUGUACGCAAUAAAUGUUGGUAUGCGAUUUUAUCGAUGAUUGAAACAAAGGAAACAAUAAUCUAUAAAUUAACCGAAACAAUCAAUUUCUACACUUAUUUAAAUGUGAGAGAGUGAAAAACAUCAAAUGAUAAUCAAUUUAAAUCGAAAUCAAUUAAAUUUUAACGAAAUUGAUUGAA